Molecule: messenger RNA, 2553 nt
Organism: Priapulus caudatus
Lineage: Eukaryota; Metazoa; Priapulida; Priapulimorpha; Priapulimorphida; Priapulidae
Product: fatty acid synthase-like
Exons: 13
Coding region: 1-2553 (850 amino acids)
Biological process (GO): fatty acid biosynthetic process
Molecular function (GO): phosphopantetheine binding; fatty acid synthase activity
Source: RefSeq, a predicted model, not a curated record
AUGUCUCUUGUCAUGCAGCGUGUCAGCUGUGAGGCUCGUCCCGUUUGGUUCGUCUGCUCUGGCAUGGGCGUGCAGUGGCCGGGCAUGGCGCGCGACAUGAUGCGCGUGCCCGCCUUCAAGCAGACAAUGCUGCAGCUAGCUGACACGCUCACGGGUCACGGGGUCGACCUCUGUGACAUCAUAGCGUCAGGCGAGGAGAAGAUGCUGGAGAGCACACCUGUUGCCUUCGCCGCAAUAGCCGCCGUACAAGUGGCGCUGAUUGAUGUUUUGCGCUCUCUCGGCAUCUAUGGCGAUGGUUUCGUCGGUCACUCGGUCGGUGAGUUGGCCUGUGCCUAUGCAGACGGAUGCCUGUCUGCAGAACAGACCGUACUCUGUGCCUACUGGAGAGGAAAGUGCGUGAGCGAGGCCAAGCUACCGGCUGGCAAGAUGGCUGCCAUCGGCUUGACGUGGGAGGAGACGAGGCGUCGCUGUCCGGCUGACAUUGUCGCCGCGUGCCACAACUCUCGCGACAGUGUCACCAUCUCAGGGCCGGCUGCGAGCGUUGACGUCUUCAUGGCUGAGCUGCGAGCAGACGACGUGUUCGUGAGAGAGGUGGCGAGCUCAGGCGUUGCCUUCCACUCUCACCAGAUGGCGCAGGUCGCUCCCAAACUCAAGGCUGCGCUCCUUAAUGUGAUCAAACAUCCCAAGCGAAGGACUGCAAAGUGGAUCAGUACAUCUAUUCCAGAGAGCAGGUGGGAUUCAGCCCUGGCCCAGCUGUCGUCUGCUGACUACCACGUCAACAACCUAGUGAGCCCAGUACUGUUUCAGGAGGGACUGACUCAUGUUCCGGACAACGCGGUCGUGAUUGAGGUUGCCUCGCACUGCUUACUACAGGCCAUAUUGAGACGGUCCCUUAACGAUGGGACGACGAUCAUUGGUCUGCAGAAUCGCAGGGAGGAAGACAACACCAGGUUCUUCCUGGCCAGCAUCGGAAAGUGUUACGUGAGUGGAGUCAACCCGGCGACAUGCAAGCUGCGGCCGUCGGCACCGCACUUCCCCGUGUUGCAGGGAACAGCAAUGCUGGGUUCUCUCAUCUCGUGGGAUCACUCACAGACGUGGGCCGUGCCCGCACAGGACGAGUUCAUCAUCACCAACGGCAUGGGCGAAUGUAAGUUUGAGAUUGACCUCUCGGCGACCUCACCUGAUCUCUACUUGCUGGGUCACGUAAUCGAUGGCAGGGUGUUGUUCCCGGCAACCGGUUACUUGGUGCUGGUGUGGCGCGCGCUCGCCAAGAUGCGGCGACAAUUGUACGAGAGCAUGGCCGUGGAGUUCAAUGACAUCGACAUCCAGAGGGCGACAGUGAUACAUGCCGACGGCAAGGUGACGAUAGCUGUCAACAUCAUGCAGGCGACGGGCGACUUUCAGGUGACGGAAGGCAAGACGCUCGUCGCCAGGGGGCGCAUCACGGCGCACGCGAGUCUCGACAUACCCGAGCCGCUGAAGUUGAAAGGUCACGGCGAGCCGCUGCCGCUAUGUGCCGAUGACGUGUACAAGGAGAUGCGCAUGCGCGGCUACGACUACAGCGGCGAGUUCCAGGCAAUCGUCGCGGCGUCUCUCGAUCUUUCAGAUGCGAAGGUCGCAUGGACGGGUAACUGGGUGCAAUUCGUUGACAACAUGAUGCAGCAGAUAUUGACGAGCAUGUACACACGUUACCAGCAGUACAGAUUGGCGGAGUGGCGCAAUCUGGGUGUAAAGGUAGAGGUCAGCAAGAUGGAUGCCAGCCUGGAGGCACAGGCGAGACAACUGAUUGACACGACCCAGCAGGUGGCGCCACUGGGCGGCAUCUUUCAUUUGGCAGCGGUGUUGAGGGAUGGACUGUUCGAGAACCAAACAGCAGAGACCUUCAGCGAGGUAAACAAACCCAAGAUGGCGACCGCAUUUAACCUUGACCUCGUGACCCGCGACACGUGCGCCACCUCGCUGGACUGGUUCGUCGUGUUCUCGUCUGUGAGCUGCGGCCGUGGCAUCGCUGGGCAGACGAACUACGGUUACGCAAACUCAACGAUGGAGAGAAUCUGUGAGAGACGUCAGCGGGACGGCUUCCCUGCGCUCGCAAUCCAAUGGGGAGCGAUCGGUGACGUGGGGGUGGCGCGCAGCCUGGGAGGCAAAGACGCUGUCAUAGGUGGCACGCAGCCGCAGCGCAUUACUUCCUGCAUGCAGACGAUGGAUGUGCUGCUCAACCAGCCGUUCCCCGUCGUCUCCAGCUUUGUGCUUGCAGAGAAGCAUGGCAGCGGUGGCGCGUCAACGCAGGACUCACAGGUCGACCUUAUCCACGCUGUCGCCAACAUCCUCGGAGUGAAGGACGUCGCGACGCUGAAUGCUGAGCUGACGCUGGGAGAGCUUGGUCUCGACUCGCUAAUGGGUGUCGAGGUGAGGCAGACGCUCGAGCGAGACUUCGACCUCUCACUAUCGAUGACAACAUCCGCUGCUGAGAUGCGCUGCUCGAGACGCACUCUCGCGGCGAGGGCGACAAGGCACGAGGCCACGACAGGCAGACGGAUCGAGACAUGCUGA